Miscanthus lutarioriparius is the source of this 369-nucleotide messenger RNA. NCBI's taxonomy places the organism in Eukaryota, Viridiplantae, Streptophyta, Magnoliopsida, Poales, Poaceae. The record is from the annotation of a GenBank genome assembly.
AUGGACCGUGGCGCCGAUGGCCGCGCUUCUCUGCUCACGAAGCUCGGCCUGGCCGUGCUCACGUGCAACUCCGUCGUGGCCGCCUACAGGUCGUGGGGCGACCCGGGCUCGCUGGCGUUCGUGGCGGUGGCGCUCGCCUACGCUGCGCUGCUGCUGCUCCUGCAUUUCCUGUGCAGGUUCGAGCGCGCGGCGGCGCCUGCGGACAGGGGGAGAGCGAAGGCGGUGGUCUGGGUGCUCUCCACCCUGCUCACCGCAAUGUUCGCGGCGAGGGUGGCUCCGCUGAUGCCGCUGCCGGUCAGCGUCGCGGUCUGGGCGGUGGCGGCCGUGACGGCCGGCGGUGGCUUCUGGGCGCUCUUUAUUAGCCACUGA